This is a messenger RNA of Cajanus cajan (pigeon pea), 1386 nucleotides long. NCBI's taxonomy places the organism in Eukaryota, Viridiplantae, Streptophyta, Magnoliopsida, Fabales, Fabaceae. The record is from RefSeq and is a predicted model, not a curated record.
ACCAAUAUAGUAUGUGGGAAAGCAAAGAUGAAAGCAGAGCUGUCUCUUUAUUUUCUUCUGUAUUAAGCUGACCAAAGACAAUUCCUUUGUAUCUGUAGCUGCAAUUUUUCUCCUUUCUUUGCAACCCUUACUUUACCUUCCUCACCUUCUAAUUCUGUAACAAGUUUCAUACUUUCAAAUCUCAUCACUCCAAAAUCCUUUCUUUUUCUUUUUUUAUUACCCAUUUGACUUUAUUCUGUGCAGCAGAGUCCCAGAUCUCUGCAUUCCAGUUCCCAUGGCUGGUCGCUAUGACAGUAACCCCUUCGACGAGGAAGAAGUUAACCCCUUCUCUAAUCCUGGAAGUGUUCCUGCUGCCACAAAUUCAAGGCUUUCACCUCUUAAACCCGAGCCUGUUGAUUAUAAUUAUGGCUUUGGUGCGACAGUUGAUAUACCUCUUGAUACAUCAACGGAUUUGAAAAAGAAGGAGAAGGAACUUCAAUCCAAGGAAACUGAAUUGAGAAGAAGAGAACAGGAAGUGAGACGGAAAGAAGAAGCUGCUGCACGAGCUGGAAUUGUUCUUGAGGAGAAGAAUUGGCCACCGUUUUUCCCAAUUAUCCAUCAUGACAUUGCUAAUGAAAUUCCAAUUCAUCUUCAAAAAUUGCAAUAUGUUGCAUUUACUACACUGUUAGGAUUAGUGUUGUGCCUUUUAUGGAAUGUUAUAGCUGUUACUUCAGCUUGGAUUAAGGGUGAAGGUGUAAAAAUAUGGUUUCUUUCCAUAAUCUACUUCAUAGCAGGAGUUCCUGGAGCAUAUGUUCUGUGGUACCGCCCAUUAUAUCGUGCUUUUAGGAGUGAAAGUGCUUUGAAAUUUGGAUGGUUUUUCUUGUUGUAUCUGAUUCACAUAGGAUUCUGCAUCUUAGCCGCGGUUGCUCCUCCUAUAGUUUUCAAGGGAAAAUCCCUGACGGGCAUUCUGUCUGCCAUAGAUGUGCUGGGGGACCAUGCUUUGAUUGGGAUUUUCUACUUCAUUGGAUUUGGAUUAUUCUGCAUUGAAACGUUGAUCAGCAUCUGGGUUAUUCAGCAAGUAUACAUGUACUUCCGUGGCAGUGGUAAGGCUGCUGAGAUGAAACGGGAGGCUGCUAGGGGAGCCAUGAGGGCGGCGAUAUGAUUAAUCGUCUUGUCGAUCAAUGUUGUAUAUUCAAACUAAAUAAUUGACACACUAGCUAAUCUAGCUAUCUUGGAAGAGGGUGAGGCAAUCACAGAAAGUUGGAGAUGGAACGAGGGAAGAGAGACUAAUCCAUCAUUUAGCUCUCGCUAUAAUAGUCCUAAUGCUGAUAAGGAACAAUCCUAGGCUUUGUCCAUGAAUAUCAAACUUUAAUAUUGGUGACAACUUACAGGGACAUGUACUUGAUU